Megalobrama amblycephala (Wuchang bream) is the source of this 1857-nucleotide messenger RNA. RefSeq names its product leukocyte receptor cluster (LRC) member 9 (gene leng9). The coding region runs from base 206 to 1765 and encodes 519 amino acids. NCBI's taxonomy places the organism in Eukaryota, Metazoa, Chordata, Actinopteri, Cypriniformes, Xenocyprididae. The transcript has 7 exons. The record is from RefSeq and is a predicted model, not a curated record. Gene Ontology annotation, molecular function: metal ion binding.
AUACGUUCAUAAGUAUAUAUUCUGAGUUACGUUGCUUGGCGUGUAAUGUAUUUGGUUAAAUCGUUCGCGAGGAAUGUAGGCUAUGAGUCAUUUGUACCAGAUGAUGUCAUCAUGUACAGGUUAACAUUAACACUGACCAGUCAACUUCGAACCUAGUUGUCUUAUUCUUUGUGACUUGAGUGAAGCUCUGUUGAAGCUGUCAAAUAUGGAGUUUGAGGAAGAGAGAACUCAGGAAAACCUCACAGAGGAUUCUGACAGACAAAUCCACAUAGAUGAGAUAAAACAAGAAAGUAGCCGAAACAUUUGCCAGCACUUCCUCUUGGGCAGAUGUCAUUUCGGUGACAGAUGUCGACUGUCUCACAGUAUGCUUGAUGUCCCUCAAACCACACACUCAGAGGAAGAUGAUACAACCGUCACAGAAAAGCAGAGCAAGAACCGAAGAAAUAGAAAAAAGAUGAAUGCAGAAAAGCAGCAUAUAAAGACCGAGAAAGAAGGGUGUAAGAAGAAGCCACGCAUGCGUACAGCCGAUGAUGUCAUCUCCAGAAUUAUAUGGGACUCCUCAGUGGACCCAGGUGAUUUUGUAGUUGGUCACCUGGACCGCUUCCUUGGGGUGCUGGAACGCCCGUUCUCUGACUUUGCAUGGGACACUCAGGUGGUUGACUGUGACUUCUCUGAGGAGCUGGCUCUCCCUCGUCAUAGGAUCCAGUACUUCAGCUACAAAGGCCAGCGGGUGUGGGAUAGAGACAGUCGCACUGACAGGGUGUUCGGCUCCACUGGGCAGACUAUUUUGCCACCUUUUGGCAGUGAGGAUCAGCAGCAAGAAAAUUUAACACCAGACACUGUACAGCAUGAAGAGACCACAAACACAGCCGGUGUUUCAAAUGACCUAGAGCAAGCAACUGAAGAGCAGGAAGAUGCCAUAGAUCACUCGUUUACCAAAAAUGCCGAGGAAGGAACCAGUGAUGACACCUUACGAUUGCAACAAGAAUCUACACCAGAAAACAAAAAGAUGGCUGCUACUGAAGAUCACAGUUUGAAUCAUUUGGCAGAGGAGCUGUCCAUCACUCAGAAAGAAGAACAGGCUGAAAUAGUGGAAGAAUGGAAGAACAGCUGGGAUGGAGCGAGUGGUCCAGAAUCAGAGCAGGUUCAGCUUCAACCACAGUCGAGACGUCCGCCACCACGCAAGCCCACUCACUUCAUCUGCUUCCGCGUGGACUCUCCCGCUGCUCUCCAGGCCUUCCAGCGCGUUCAGAAGAAGGUUCUCUCCCACGUCCCUCAGUCAGAGCCGCUGUGGGUGAACCCUGCAACUUUACACGUCACUCUCUCUUUGCUUGUUCUCAAUGGCCCAGAGGAAGUCAGUGCUGCUGCUGAGCUCCUGCGUACCACAGUCGGAAACUCCCACAAACCCCCUAUAUCUGUGUCUUUCACCCCAAAACUAAGGCACUUUAAUGGGACUGUUCUUCAUGUGAGUCCACAACCCCUGUCAGAUGUCCAGAGCCUGAAUUCCCCUCUCCAAGAAGCCUUCAAGGAGAAGGGCUGGCUUCACCGUCAUUCCCGAUGCCCUUCGUACCAUCUCACCCUGGCCAAAGCACAGGAGCCCAUGACAGACAAGAUGUUUGAAGGGAUAGGGGCUGUUAAACUGGCCAAAGAUGUAAACUUUGGCAAGCUAGAAGUAAAUAAACUCUAUCUUUGUGUGAAUAAUCAUACAAAGACAGAGAACGGUUUCUAUCAGGUUGUAUGUGCUGUGCAGCUGCCCAAUGUGUAAAAGUGCCUGGUUAUGUAUCUAAAGUCAGAGAUGAUGCUCAUUAAAUAACUACAUCAAAAAAAUUUAUAAUAAUAAAAUUAAUUUCUAAAUUA